Messenger RNA from Octodon degus (degu), 2168 nucleotides. It is a transcript of the gene Psen1, whose product is annotated as presenilin 1. Bases 320 to 1726 code for a protein of 468 amino acids. Gene Ontology annotation, cellular component: dendritic shaft; growth cone; perinuclear region of cytoplasm. NCBI's taxonomy places the organism in Eukaryota, Metazoa, Chordata, Mammalia, Rodentia, Octodontidae. Gene Ontology annotation, molecular function: cadherin binding; aspartic endopeptidase activity, intramembrane cleaving; beta-catenin binding. Gene Ontology annotation, biological process: calcium ion transport; amyloid-beta metabolic process; negative regulation of apoptotic process. The record is from RefSeq and is a predicted model, not a curated record. The transcript has 13 exons.
GGCGGGGCCUGGGCCGGGCAGCUGGUGGGCUGAGAUUUCCCGUCGGAAGCAGCACCGCGGCGCCGGGAGGGACCUGUGCCGUGAGCGGGCGCCGGCGGGGACGGGAGGUAGUAAAGUCUCCUGUAAACAGAAACAUAUCUGAUUCCAUAGUAUCCCCAGCACCCAUUACAAUGUCUGGUCAUGUGGAAGAAACCCAGAGCCUGCAAGUGACGACAGCCCUUGAGGUCCAAGAACAGCAGGCCUGGGGGAGAACACAUGAGAGAAAGACCCUCAACAAGCUUUGUUUUCUGUGAAAAAGUAUUUGUGUACAGUUGCUCCAAUGACAGAGUUACCUGCACCCUUGUCCUACUUCCAAAAUGCACAGAUGUCUGAGGACAACCACCUGAGCAAUAUUGUACGUAGCCAGAAUGACGCUCGGGACCGGCAGGAACACAGCGACAGGCGGAGGCCGGGCAACCCAGAGCCGGUUUCUAAUGGCCGAGCCCAGGGCGGCGCCCGGCAGGUGGUGGAGCAGGAUGAGGAAGAAGAUGAGGAGCUGACUUUGAAAUACGGCGCCAAGCACGUCAUCAUGCUGUUUGUGCCUGUGACCCUCUGCAUGGUGGUAGUCGUCGCUACCAUCAAGUCAGUCAGCUUCUAUACGCGGAAGGACGGGCAGCUAAUCUAUACCCCGUUCACAGAGGACACAGAGACCGUGGGCCAGAGAGCCCUGCACUCCGUGCUGAACGCCGCCAUCAUGAUCAGCGUCAUCGUGGUCAUGACCAUCCUGCUGGUGGUUCUGUACAAAUACCGGUGCUACAAGGUCAUCCAUGCCUGGCUUAUUGUUUCAUCUCUAUUGUUGCUGUUUUUCUUUUCAUUCAUUUACUUGGGGGAAGUAUUUAAAACCUAUAACGUUGCAGUGGACUACAUUACAGUUGCACUCCUGAUCUGGAAUUUUGGUGUGGUGGGAAUGAUUUCCAUUCACUGGAAAGGCCCCCUUCGGCUGCAGCAGGCAUAUCUUAUUAUGAUCAGUGCCCUCAUGGCCCUGGUGUUCAUCAAGUACCUCCCCGAGUGGACUGCGUGGCUCAUCUUGGCGGUGAUCUCAGUAUAUGAUUUAGUGGCUGUUUUGUGCCCCAAAGGUCCACUUCGAAUGCUGGUUGAAACAGCUCAAGAGAGAAACGAAACUCUCUUUCCGGCGCUCAUUUACUCCUCAACAAUGGUGUGGUUGGUGAAUAUGGCUGAAGGAGACCCAGAGGCCCAAAGGAGGGUGUCCAAGAGCUCCAAGUACAGCGCACAAAACACAGAACGGGAGGCACAGGACACUGACAGCAGAGAGGCCGAUGACGGUGGCUUCAGUGAGGAGUGGGAGGCACAGCGAGACAGUCGCCUGGGGCCCCAGCGCUCCACACCCGAGUCGCGGGCUGCGGCCCAAGAACUCUCCAGCAGCACCCUCACCGGUGAAGACCCUGAAGAGAGGGGAGUAAAACUUGGAUUGGGAGAUUUCAUUUUCUACAGUGUUCUGGUUGGCAAAGCCUCAGCAACUGCCAGUGGAGACUGGAACACGACCAUAGCCUGUUUCGUGGCCAUACUGAUUGGCCUGUGCCUUACGCUGCUGCUCCUGGCCAUCUUCAAGAAGGCGCUGCCAGCGCUCCCCAUCUCCAUCACCUUUGGGCUCGUUUUCUACUUCGCCACAGAUUACCUGGUGCAGCCCUUUAUGGACCAGCUGGCAUUCCAUCAGUUCUACAUCUAGCGUCCCACUCCCAGCGCCCCGGGGCCGUCCUCCUUUGAUUGUAAUAAAAUCCCGGGGCACAUGGUGAUUUGCCUGUGUCCCCAUCUCACCAAGUCACAAUUCCCAGCUGGACCUCGGCAGCUUCUCCCGGGUUUUCCUGACCGUCCACACUGGGAGGCUGUGGGCGGAGGUGUCUGGGAAGUGGCUUCGCGUACUUCAUCAUGGUGGGCCAUGUCCCUCGGGGUGAAACCCACAGAUUUGAAGGACAAAGACAAGCAAAUGUGCGGGCCCGGAAGCUGCUGUGACCACCUGCAAUGUGACCCUUGGCUGCAGGAGAUCCAUCCACGCUGCGAGCUCUCAGGACUACCAUUCCCAGGAGGUUAAAUGAAGUAAUUGAAACCAAACAGGACUCUACCAGAAACUACAUGUUGGAAAUCAACUUAAUAAAUCUGUACUAACUGAA